AUGAUACAGAUGUCCGUAUCUAUAAACACCUGACGUUCUCACUUAAUAAAGCACCUUUUCAAUUUGUUCAGUCCUAGAAACUCUGUGCAAAAAUGAUGAAACUGUGGACGCUCGCUGCAAUAGCGUUCGUGUUUGUAGCUAACGCGCACGCGGAUGUUAUGUCAUGCACGUUUACUGACGCUAAAACUGGAAAAUCGUACGACUUUUCUUCUCUCGUGAACCCGGCAGGGUUCUAUGCAUUUAGCAAUGUAAUAUGGAGCGUUAAUGGAUACAGUCUAGAUUCCCUCGUGGCUGAUACACAGGUGAAUGUAACCUUCUACCUGCAGGUAUGCCGGAACAUUCGAAACCCUCCCACCGGAUGUACCGACGUUGGCGCCAUUUACACGGUAACGCCCGAUGGAAAAUGUCAGUCUUGGGGCGAUGUCAAUGUAGCAAUUUUCGACCCAAACCCGUAUCAGGAUGGUGUGAACUUGAAAAUGUACCACGGCACAGCAAUUGACCACCUUUCGUACAACUCCGCCAACUUAUAUUUCGUUUGUAACGAGGGUAUGAAGAAUGUGAAGGCAGACAUGCCAAUGUUUGAGCACGUGAAGGCAUCUAUUAAUCAGGCCCAUUUCAAAAUAUUUACAAAACUUGCAUGCUAGGUGCAUCACGCUUUUUACGGGACAAUUCUUGAAUAAAAAUGAAACAAAAUGCGUUUUGUAAAAAACAUGUAUAUAAACAUUAGAUAGAAAACGUAAAAAUCUCCACGUACAGAUUAAUUUUUUCAGAUAAAUAGUUAAUUAGUAGAGUGUUUUUAUAUAUUGUAACAAAAUCAGUAGAUUGUUUUUAUUUGUUUGGGUCGUCAGACCAAACAAAUAAUGGUAGCGAAAUUUCAGACUCUGAUGCUGUUAAUUGCAAAUGCCGAAAGUAGUCCGCUUUUUUGAAGCGGUUACUUCCCUUUAUAUGUACACUAACGCCAAAAAAUUCAGGGGAGAUCACUGCGUAAAGAUGGUCAAAUGACAGGCGCAUUAAAUUUCAAGCAAAAUAGUUCCCGAAUGGUCGAAGAUUUCUUAUAUUGUUUUAUUCUUUAUAGAUAUACAUGCUUAUAGUAAGCUCCAUGAUUAUUUACAUCUGUGUUAAACAACAGUUAGCGUCGUUACAAACCCUGAUUUAGAAUGAUAUGAUUUUCAUCAGGCCGUUAACUUCGUCUUGGCCGAGGGGUUUGCGCGCUCGCUUACCAAGCGAGAGGUCUUGAGUUCAAAUCCCAGUUAAGACAACUCAAUUUUUCAAAUUGUUUCAGUCAAAUAAACAGUGAAUUGAAUAUCAUUGUUUCAAUUAGUCUUAUAGCCAAUUUACUACAAUUAAAACGCUGGAAAGCAUUGGCGGCACUAUACAAAAACAAAUUGGUUUAUAAUCUCACAACCUUCACCUUUCAGACAUUCUGAGACCCAAACAAAUUCAGCGCCUUCUGUGCUUUGAUUUUAUAUUGUAACAAAAUCAAACUAUGAAUAAAUGAUUAUUACAAAAAAAA
Messenger RNA from Ruditapes philippinarum (Manila clam), 1513 nucleotides. RefSeq lists its product as uncharacterized. NCBI's taxonomy places the organism in Eukaryota, Metazoa, Mollusca, Bivalvia, Venerida, Veneridae. The coding region runs from base 93 to 644 and encodes 183 amino acids. The record is from RefSeq and is a predicted model, not a curated record. The transcript is spliced from 4 exons.